AUGUAUUAUGACUGUAGAUAUCUAUCAUCAUGUGAAGCUGCUUGGAGGAUAUUUUCGUUUGAUAUCAAUUACAGGGAGCCAUCGGCUGAAAGAUUGAGUUUUCAUCUUGAGGACGAGCAAUGCGUUAUUUUUCCAGAUGAUGCUCUAAUUGAAAAGGUAGUAAAUAAACCAUAUAUAGACUCCACCAAAUUUUUGGCAUGGAUGGAUGCUAACAAAAAAUAUCCAGAGGCAAGAAAUCGUACAUACAGUGAGUUUCCUACAAAGUUUGUAUGGAAAGAAAAGGAGCAUCGAUGGACUCCACGUCAAAGGGGUUUUUCAGUUGGAAGACUACAUUAUGCAACACCUGGAUCUGGACAAUUAUUUUAUUUGAGAACUUUGUUGAAUUAUGUGAAGGGUCCUACAUCUUAUGAUAAUAUCAAAAUAGUUAAUAAUAUAAAGCAUAAUACUUUCAAGGAUACUUGCUUUGCCUUAGGAUUGCUGGACGAUGACAAAGAGUUUGUAGAUGCAGUUAUGGAGGCGAGUCAUUGGGGUAUCGAGAGCUUUUUACGCAGUUUAUUUGCCACUUUGUUAGUGUCAAAUCAAAUAAGUCGACCAGAUUUUGUUUGGAAUAAGACACGGGAGUAUUUGUCUGAUGAUAUUUUGCACCGACAAAGAGAAUUAUUAUGUUUUCAUGAUUUGGUCUUGACUGAUGAUCAAUUGAAGAGUUAUGCUUUGGCUGAAAUUGAGAUUUUAUUGCAAAGUAAUAACAAAAUCUUGGAAGAUUAUCCUGAGGUGCCUCAACCAGAUAGAGCAUUGUUACCCCCGAGAGACAAAAUAGAUUGA
Molecule: messenger RNA, 822 nt
Organism: Lathyrus sativus (Indian pea)
Lineage: Eukaryota; Viridiplantae; Streptophyta; Magnoliopsida; Fabales; Fabaceae
Source: the annotation of a GenBank genome assembly